GGUGUUGUUGAAUUUGAAACUCAGGCGUGGCCAGGACAGCCAGCGGCGCCUUUCCUCGGUUUGCUCACCACGUCGCACUGGCACUCGAAUUUUGCCCUACAUCUGACAGGCUGCCACUGAGUGACAGAGCCUCGCUGUAUCUUUCUUUCAUCUAACCGAAAAACGACAUGAGCACCAGUUCAUCAUCGACCUCAAUGAACGGGCAUGGCCACCCGAAUGGGAUAACCUAUGGCCAGUCUGCGCCAUCGUCAGACUCGUUCGACGACUCGAACCACUCAGCCACAGGAUCUGCAUAUCCAGCGAAUGGGUAUUCCCACUCGUACCAAAAUCACAAUGAAGAUAUCGUCAAUCAUCUUUACCAUGCUGGUUUCCAGACGGGAAACUAUGCCGACACCAUCCUCCAAGUACAACAAAAUAGUUAUCGUUUACAUGCUAUUAUAUUGUCGCGGUCACCAUUUUUGGCUCACUUGAUGUCAACAUCACCCCAAGGUGGGGGUCAAAGGGUAAUAUUUGUACCUCUCGAACAGGAACCAGAGGUUACCCAAGAGGGCUUUGCAAUAGGUAUGACAUCUAAACAACAUUCGCCGCUAUCAUCCCUGAUCGCCCAUUUCUUAGCUCUGGGCUAUCUCUACUCUUCUGUUUCGCUAAGUUUGAUUAGGCCAGAAAAUGCGCGGGCCGUCCUAGCCGCAGGUUGUCUCCUGGGCGGUAUGGACGACCUUUGCCAGUUUGCAUAUGAGACAUGCAGACGAUCUAUAAACGUCCAUACCAUUGGGUCGUGGCUCGAAUUUGUUGAUACACUUCCUCCGUCUUCACCCGACGGAUCAUCAACGCCUGAUAUUCCACCAGUCACCGUGUUUGGUCACUUUGCCCAACGAAUCCGAGAUGAUGUCUUCCACUUCUUGGUUGUUACACUUCCCGAAGUUCUAGAGGUACAAACGACUCCAGACUCCGUACCGUCUACUCCAUCAGGCUCUGGACCCAGUGGACGUGAGGUGUUGUUACAGAUAUUUUCUCGCGUCCCCUUCGAGAUGUUCAAGGCAGCCGUUGAAUCACCUACUUUCAAUAUCGGGUCCGACCAAGCCCGUUUCAAAUUUGCAAAGGAGGCUAUUGAAAUGAGGAAACGGGGGAUCGCGCGCGGUCCUGGAACUGAGGAAACCGUGGUUCUUGCUUUCGGCGGAGGCAACUUUGGGGGGAGCGCUGUUCAUGUGACCAGGAAAUUGAAGAAGCGGCCAUUAUGGAAAGUGAAUUCCUAGAUUUUCUGUUUUCCUCGAUAAUGUUUAUAGUCACAUAUCGGCGAGAAUUUACUCUCUUGUGAGUAGCAGCUUGCCGGCUGCAGUUUUUCCUGAUUUUCUCUCGCAGGCUUUAGAACUCUCAUCAACGAUCAGGACUGUCAAUGACGUCUAUAACUAUGAUUGGAACACUGAGUCUUUUAGAGGUCUGGACGAUCCUAGGCAAAACUAGACGACGGGUCGGUGACGCAUUGCCAACUUCUUUUCAACAUGCGCCUCGGGGCUGGAACAUAAGGCUCCAGUGGCUCUGACACCGAGGCUAAGAGACCUAUGGUUACCA
Molecule: messenger RNA, 1569 nt
Organism: Desarmillaria tabescens
Lineage: Eukaryota; Fungi; Basidiomycota; Agaricomycetes; Agaricales; Physalacriaceae
Exons: 6
Coding region: 168-1253 (361 amino acids)
Source: RefSeq, a predicted model, not a curated record